This is a messenger RNA of Entamoeba histolytica HM-1:IMSS, 581 nucleotides long. RefSeq names its product peroxiredoxin, putative. The record is from RefSeq and is a predicted model, not a curated record. The transcript has a single exon. Gene Ontology annotation, cellular component: cytosol. Gene Ontology annotation, biological process: cell redox homeostasis; response to oxidative stress; cellular response to stress. Gene Ontology annotation, molecular function: thioredoxin peroxidase activity. The annotation marks the transcript as partial. Lineage: Eukaryota; Evosea; Mastigamoebida; Endamoebidae.
CACAAAUUGGAAAAGAAGCACCAGAAUUUAAAGCACCAGCAUAUUGUCCAUGUGGUUCAAUCAAAGAGAUUGAUAUUAAUGAAUAUAGAGGAAAAUAUGUUGUAUUGUUGUUUUAUCCAUUGGAUUGGACAUUUGUUUGUCCAACAGAAAUGAUUGGAUAUAGUGAACUUGCAGGACAAUUGAAAGAAAUCAACUGUGAAGUUAUUGGAGUGAGUGUAGAUUCAGUUUAUUGUCAUCAAGCAUGGUGUGAAGCAGAUAAAAGUAAAGGAGGAGUAGGAAAGUUGACAUUCCCAUUAGUAUCAGAUAUUAAGAGAUGCAUUUCUAUCAAAUAUGGAAUGUUAAAUGUCGAAGCAGGAAUUGCAAGAAGAGGAUAUGUCAUCAUUGAUGAUAAAGGAAAAGUAAGAUACAUUCAAAUGAAUGAUGAUGGAAUUGGAAGAUCAACGGAAGAAACAAUCAGAAUAGUUAAAGCAAUUCAAUUCAGUGAUGAACAUGGAGCAGUUUGUCCACUCAAUUGGAAACCAGGAAAAGACACCAUUGAACCAACACCAGAUGGAAUUAAGAAAUAUUUAACAGCACAUUAA